Brassica napus (rape) is the source of this 2505-nucleotide messenger RNA. RefSeq lists its product as uncharacterized. The transcript has 5 exons. NCBI's taxonomy places the organism in Eukaryota, Viridiplantae, Streptophyta, Magnoliopsida, Brassicales, Brassicaceae. The coding region runs from base 1 to 2505 and encodes 834 amino acids. The record is from RefSeq and is a predicted model, not a curated record.
AUGGAUAAAUCUUGGGUCUGGUUACCAAGGAAUAGCCUUGAGUAUGAGAAAGGAGCUAGUGAGUUUGUGUCUUCUUCAUCAAAACGUUUAGGUGAUCCAGAUGAAAUGUUCUGCCCUUGUGUUGAUUGUCGCAAUGUCUGCCACCAAUCUAGUGAGAAAGUUUUCGAGCACCUGGUGAUUAGAGGAAUGGAUGAGAAGUACAAGAGCUGUAAGUUUUGGUCUAAACACAGGGAAACAAGACCUGAUAAGUCAGCUAAUGUGAUCUGGUCUGAAAAUGAGGCUUACGACUUGUUCAGAACAACCUUCAUGCGAAGUCAAGGCAGCGAAGGAUACGCAGAGGAGAAUGCUGGAGUGUUUGAGGGCACUGAUACGCCAGAAGAAGUUGAGUUUAGAAAGAAGUUAAAGGAUGCAGAAACUCCGUUGUACCCAAACUGUCUGAAAUUUACAAAGGUUGCUGCAAUCAUGGGACUUUACAGGAUAAAGGUGAAGAGUGGGAUGUCUGAGAACUAUUUCGAUCAGCUUCUGUCCCUAGUUCAUGAUCUGCUUCCCGGUGAAAACGUUCUACCUAAGUCUACAGAUGAGAUGAAGAAGUUUCUGAAACAGUUUGGUUUUGGGUAUGAUGUCAUCCACGUCUGCAAGAAUGACUGUAUUUUGUAUAGAAAAGAGUUUGAGGAUGCAGUCAACUGUCCAAGAUGUAGUGAAUCAAGAUGGGAGAAGGAUACGCAGACUGGUGAGGAGAAGAAAGGGAUUCCUGUUAAGGUGCUUAGGUAUUUUCCGAUUAAAGACAUGUUCAGGAGAAUGUUUAGAUCAAAGCGGUUGGCAGAGGACUUGUGUUGGCACUCAACUAAUGCUUCUGAAGAUGGAACUAUGCGUCAUCCAGUAGAUUCAUUGACUUGGGCUCAGAUAAACAACAAAUGGCCAGAGUUCGCUGCUGAAGCAAGAAACCUAAGACUAGGAAUUUCAACAGAUGGCAUGAAUCCGUUCUCUAUCCAGAACACGAAGCAUAGCACAUGGCCUGUUCUAUUAGUCAAAUACAAUAUGGCUCCGACAAAGUGUAUGAGGUCCGAGAACAUCAUGUUGACAAUGUUGAUACCUGGUCCAACCGCACCUAGCAACAACAUUGAUGUAUAUCUACAGCCAUUGAUAGAGGACUUGCAUGAUUUGUGGACAGAAGGUAUGGAAGUUUAUGAUUCGUUUAAGAAGGAGAGUUUUACACUUAGAGCUAUGUUGAUGUGGAGUAUCACCGACUAUCCUGGUUUAGGCACAUUAGCUGGGUGUAAAGUGAAAGGGAAGCAAGCGUGUAAUGUCUGCGGGAAGGGUACACCUCAUAGGUGGCUAAAGUUUAGUCGCAAACAUGUUUACAUGGAGAACAGGAAGCGGCUCAGGCCUAGUCAUCCUUAUAGAAGAAGGAAAGGAUGGUUUGACAAUACAGUGGAGGUUGGUACUGCAAAGAGGCUUCAGAGUGGCUGCGAUAUAUUUGACAGUCUUAAGGACUUUAAAAACGAUUUUGGGAAACCUUUACCUAAGAAGAGUAAGCAAAAAAGGAUAGAAGGAGGUGAAGAUGAUGUUCUUUCAGCUGACGACCGUGAGGAAGAUGAUGAUCUGUGGCGGUGGAAGAAAAAAUCUAUUUUCUUUGACUUACCUUAUUGGAAGGAUAUGCCUGUGAGGCAUAACAUCGACGUCAUGCACGUCGAGAAGAACGUGUCUGAUGCGUUGUUGUCUAUACUGAUGCAUAGUGCGAAAUCUAAGAAUGGACUGAAAGCAAGAAAUGAUUUAGAAGAGAUGGGUAUUAGAAGCAACUUACAUACACAAGCUAGGGGGAAGAAAACUUACUUGCCUCCAGCUGCGUAUUGGCUUUCAAAGGAAGAGAAAAGAAAGUUCUGCCGAAGGUUAUCCAACUUCAGAGGCCCUGAUGGAUACUGUGCCAAUAUAGCUAACUGUGUCUCACUGGAUCCUCCUUCUAUUGGCGGCAUGAAGUCACAUGAUCAUCAUGUUCUUAUGCAGAAUCUCUUACCAGUAGCGUUGAGAGGUUUACUUCCAAAAGGACCUCGGAUAGCAGUGACUCGCAUAUGCAAUUUCUUCAACAGACUCUGCCAACGCAUUCUUGAUCCAGAGAUGCUACUUGCACUAGAAACAGAGAUCAUGGAGACAAUGUGCCAGCUAGAGAGAUUCUUCCCACCUGCAUUAUUUGAUAUCAUGUUUCACCUUCCACUGCAUCUGGCAAGAGAAGCACGCUUGGGUGGCCCUGUUCUCUUCAGGUGGAUGUACCCAUUUGAGAGGUAUAUGAAGACACUUAAGGCAUAUGUGAAGAAUUUCGCAAGACCUGAAGCUUUUCCAGUAGAAGAAGCAACUACAAGAAAUGAUGAUGUAGAGGCGACUCAAAAUGUACUAGAAGGCCGUCCACUGCACAAAGCUACAGAAGUCACACUUACUGAUAAGGAGAGAGAUAUAGCUCAUCGGUACAUCCUCAUGAAUACUGCAGUCUUGGAUCCUUAUGUUCAGUAA